AUUGAAUAAGGGAGAGAGAAUUAGGGGAAGAAGAAAAUCAAAUAAAAAAAGACUCACUCGUGUUGUGUUGGGUCAAUUGUGGGAUCGAGAGAACAUUACUUCUCUUUGAAUUUCGAUCCCAUAACUCUACCGGAAAAAGUAAAAAAAAAAAAAUUCCGGUUGAUCCCAAACACACUGCACAAUAGACAGAACUAAUACAAAAAUAUAACAAAAGAUAAAAGUAAGAAACAACAAAAUGAAUAUAUUCAGGCUUGCAGGAGACAUGACACAUUUAGCUAGUAUCCUUGUUCUUCUUCUCAAGAUUCACACCAUCAAAUCUUGUGCAGGUAUAUCUUCUUUUCUUCUUCUUUUUUCUAUUCAUAUAGUUUGUAUUUUUCGUGUAAUGAAUGUUUCCCCCUUUUUUAUCAGAUUCCAUUAUGAACCAUUGUUCAUCUAUCUUCAUCCCAAAAAAUGUCUUGUAUUUUAUGAUAAUACGUAGAUACAUUGUAUAUUUGUCAUAACUAUAAAAUUUUAUGGAUGUAGGAGUUUCUCUGAAGACUCAGGAGCUUUACUUUCUGGUGUUCGUUACACGUUAUUUGGAUCUAUUUACUCAUUUUAUCUCGUUGUACAAUACAAUCAUGAAAUUAAUAUAUCUAGGAAGCGCUUUCUCCAUCAUUUGGUACAUCAGACACCACAAAUUGGUUCGAAGGUCGUACGACAAGGACCAGGAUACCUUUCCGUGCUAUUUCCUCAUUCUCAUCUCCUUUGCUUUAGCUGUCUUUGUGCACGAGAAGCUUACGUUCAAGGAGGUAAUGUGGACAUUCUCGUUGUACUUGGAAGCUGUUGCAAUACUUCCCCAGCUUGUGUUGCUGCAGAGGACUAGAAAUAUAGAUAACUUAACAGGACAAUAUAUUUUCUUACUAGGGUCAUAUAGAGCAUUGUACAUAUUAAACUGGAUUUAUCGCUACUUAUCUGAACAACGGUCUAUCCAUUGGAUAACAUGGGUAUCAGGAGUAAUUCAGACCCUCCUCUAUGCUGAUUUCUUUUACUAUUACAUUCAGAGCUGGAGGAAAAAUGUAAAGCUAGAGUUGCCAGCUUGAGCUUCAGCUAGCAAAUGAAAACGAGGGUGGAGAUAUGAGUUUUCCAACUAUGUUUCUUAGUGAAUGGUUUUGUAUAUGUAGAUAAGUUUUGUUUUGUAAAUUGUCAUUUCAACUUUGGGGGGUCUAAAAUAAAAGGCUGUAAAUUUUUUUUCACUGUUUUGUAAAUGUAAUUACAAGUCAUGUUCUUCUUUAGGCUUGUUUGCUUUGUGAGAGACGACAAUUGGCAGACCAGAUUUUUUGCUCGGAUGAUGAAAGAAUUCAACCCACCUCGUCGUCGUAUGAUUUAGGGCCUCCUCCAACUACACCUGUCAAGACAAUAGCCUAGAGACAGAAGUUUGGUUGAGGAACAUAGGUCAUCACCCUACCUUGUCCUUGAUUAUGGCCAAAAUUAGGGAGAGGGCAAAAUGUAAAGGUUUUUUCCAAUUCCAAGCAUGACAGUGAUAUAGCUUAUUUUCACAUAUAUAAUUAUCGUAAGCCAUAUUGCUUAUGCAUGCGUAUAAGAGAACGGCAUUUAGCGAUACAAUUUUUCUCAUCGCUGGUCCCAAUUAUGAUAGUAUAUAGAGAGGGUAAAAUGCUAUCUAAUGGCAUCUAGGGAUACCAAUCUCACUCAUUGAUUCGACGACCAUUCCUUCGUUUGUUGAAUGAAAUAAUCCAUAUUUU
This is a messenger RNA of Linum trigynum, 1739 nucleotides long. The record is from the annotation of a GenBank genome assembly. Lineage: Eukaryota; Viridiplantae; Streptophyta; Magnoliopsida; Malpighiales; Linaceae.